UCAUAAAAGUGCAUACAUGCAUACAUCACGUUACAUUUUGCACUUGCUCAUAUAAAGCUGUAAUCACUUGUAAUCACUGAUAUAAAAGAUAUGACGCAACAAUGUGGUGUGAUUUAGUUUUAUAUGUUACCUUUGAGUUGUUAUAAAAAGAAGCUUUGCAAGUAAUAUCGGUGUCACAUUUCCUGCUUUGAUAUAUAAGAGAAAGUUAGAAAAAAUUUUAAAAGAUGUGUGCAGAAAAUGUAAUUACGACAGAUUGUCAUUUACGCACAUUAUGUACUAACAAGAACGAUUGCGAAAGUGUCUCAGGCUGGAUUAACAUUCAUAAGAUCUGUCUAAUUCCGAUAAAUAAUUCAAAUAAACAAAUAUGUCGUCAGUCGUAUUUCGCAAAAUAUCACGAUCAUUGUCCGAUAACCGUAUCAGUUGUGAUUUCCGACAUCUUAUGACCUUUAUCGUCAUUGUGCAACUUGCGCGUGUUUCGUUUAUUUUAAUUGUUCAACAAAGUGACGUAAAACAGCGCAACAGACUCGAUACACGCAUGUAAUAGGUAUUCCACGCUGUCUAGGUGCGUGAAAAAAUUAUUUUUAACAUAACUUGGUAGUAUAAUUAAUAUCUUAGUUGCAGCUACUCUAUCAAAAAAUAGAACUUGAUAAUAACUUUAUUUUAAUUCACAAAUAAUGAAAUAUAUUAGUUUCAAUUCUUAUAGUAUUUCAGUUUUUGAAUGUGUUUCAUACAUACUCACUUUUUUUUUUUUUUAGUACAGAAAUAAGCAACUAAAAUAAGAGCAAUUUCCGCUUAACCUAGAUUAGAAUGAUAAGUCAUUAAUGAAAAUCAAACAUGCUUGUAAUUUUUAAGUUGAAACUUUUUGAAAUAAAACUUACGUAAAAAUUUAAAUUUGCUAUAUGUUAAUUAAAUAGACCAGUACACAUAUUUGUAUACAGAUUAGUGUGAUACUUUUAACGAUAGUGUUAUGUUUGCUCAAAGUUUAAAAUGUUAAAAUCAUUUUUUGAGUUUGAUGACAACAGUUAUCUCAUGUUCAUUUUACUUCGAUAUUUUAGAACAAUAUUCUUUUUUCACAGAAAAAAUUCUUUGUUCUCUCAGAAUUUUACAAAAUUACUUUUAUAUUUCACAGACACAGGUGAACAAUAAAGGGACAUAAGUGAUAAACAAUAUCCUAUUAUUUUACCCUAAUUAAUGGAAUUUCAAGAAAGUAGAGUGACUCAGACUAUCACUAUCACUGUCUACUCGUAAACACGAUAAUAUUAUCAAACGAAUUGACCUCUCAAGUGACCCGUACUGGCCUAAAGUACAUCACGUUUUCGCAUGAAGUCACGUUUAAAUCACGUUUUUGUGACCGAUAGACUUGAAAAAACUUUUCUUGUUUGAGCAUGCCCCGAUAUGCAGGGUCACUACAUUGACCUCAAGAGUGGAGAAACGAAGAUAAAUGGAGACUACCCGAUCCUGAAAUCUUUUCUGGCCGGUUCGUUCUCUGGAACAUUCUCCACGAUUCUCUUUCAACCUUUGGAUCUAGUGAAGACCAGACUUCAGAGCAGAGUUAACGCCCCGAUCGGAUCGAAGAAUGGAAUGCUGAGCACGUUUGCGCACAUCGUUCAGAAGGAGAAUGUUUUCGGACUCUGGAGAGGCAUGACGCCGUCGAUAACGAGAGUGAUUCCCGGUGUUGGUUUAUACUUUUCAUCGCUUCAUUGGCUGAAACAUACUUUCGCUUUGGAAGAACCUUUGACGGCUCUACAAGCGAUUUCCUUAGGUAUUACCGCGCGAUCGAUGUCCGGUGCUCUGCUGAUUCCCAUUACUGUCGUGAAGACACGAUUCGAGAGUGGCGUUUACAGAUACAACAGCAUUAGCGAAGCUCUUGUGUUAAUCUACAAGCAAGAGGGGUUGAGGGGUUUAUCUAGCGGUCUGGUACCUACUCUUUUGAGAGACGCGCCGUACAGCGGCUUGUAUCUCAUGUUUUACACUCAACUGAAGAACAUAGCUGCCAAUACAGGAGCGACGAACGAUUCGCCGGUAUCGAUUAACUUCGGUUGCGGAAUUCUCGCCGGCGUUUUAGCUUCCAUAGUCACUCAACCACCAGAUGUUAUCAAGACAAAAAUGCAGCUCUAUCCUAACGAAUUCACGGAUAUUUACAACGUGACGUUCUUUGUUUACAAAAAAUACGGCAUUUUAGGAUAUUUCAAGGGUAUUGUUCCGAGGAUGCUGAGGAGGACUCUGAUGACUACCAUGGCUUGGACUGUGUAUGAACAGGUAACAAGGCAAAUUGGCCUGAAGUGAAGAGAUGCUACUAUGUAUAAAAUUAUUUUCUAUGCGAAAAUUUCCCGUGUACAGUAUUAUGGCACAAGUGCCUUAUAUGUAUGUAUUAUAACCUCGCACAUAUUUAUUUUAUAUUAAAUUAUAUAUUUUUUGAAAAAUAUGACACACUAUAUACGUGUAUGUGUUUACUCUGUAUAAGAGAUAUCUAAUAUCCUUAAUAAUUCUUCCGUUUGCACAUCCUCUUUUACAUUUAAAAAUCUCGCGUUCUCUUCGGCGCGUUUUACCUUAACAACAUAUAAUAUGUCAUAUAAAUAAAAUUGACUUGUAUGAAAUUUUCGUUCUGGAAUUUGAAAAUUAAAAAAAGCCAAUUUAUUCGAUUUCGUAUCGAUUUCAAAUUUUUUGUGCAUUAAAAACAUUAAAUUUAUCGUGUAAACACACAUCGCAUCAAUCAAACUAGAAAAAGAACAAAUAGAAAAAGAUAUUUGCGUGUCACCGUUGUUUAUUAAUUUCAAGUAACAAUCUUAAGUAUGAUAUAAUAUAAUAGACAAUUUACCUUGCUGAUAUUGCUGUUAAUUCCCAGCGAACUCUAUAUUACACUGGAAUGCUUACUCUAAUGACAAGUGUGAGAAAAAAAAAAGCUAAAAUAAAUUUACUGGAGAGAGAGAAGAAGAUACUCCACUACCAUGAGAGACAUCAAUUUUUUUUUCUCUCAAUUGCAACCGGAUUUUAAAAAAAACCAUUAGGGUGACCAUUCCAGUAUAAUAUAACAGAGUUUGCUGUGAGAUAUAGGCAAUUUACCUUGCUCAAUUGCUUUGUUAAAUCUAUGGAUGGCCUAAAAUAACAAUUGUUCGAAUAUAAUUUAUACGUUUCUUGGUGUCUAUUCCUGUUCUCGAUCUCCCGCAAUGAAAAUUUUUUCUUGUCUAUUGUCUCUCUCUCUCUCCGUCUCUGUCUCUCUCUUUUUCUUUCUAUCUUUCUUAUCACGGUUAAGAUUAUACAAAAUCUUUACCUUAGUAAUAUGUUAAACGUCGACUUGUACACUUUCCCCACGCAAUUUUCGUCUCUUCUCUUCUAUCUUCUCUUCUUUCUGAAAAUAGACAAUCAUAAGUUUAGUAAAAAUUGUUAAUCGGCAGUCGCAACUUAAUGUACUAAUCAAACAUUGUUCAAUCGUAGUUUUUAUUUACAAAAAGUCCUAUUCCUCUGUGAAGUGUGUGUUUGUUUAAUAAGCGCACUUUUUUUUUUUUUUUUCAUUAGAGGUUAUAUAUAUAAAUUAAAUCCUCACAUCAAAACUAUCGAAAAAGCAAGUGAUGCACAAAUCAUCGGGCUAAUUUUUUUAUCGUCAACUGGGAGAACAACUUGCGUCACAUUUGUAAAAUAAUAUUUAAAUAAUUAUUACAAAUGUUAAGGCUCUUUAUAAAAAAUUUAUGACUUUUACAUAUCAUAAGUAGCACACACAAAUUACCUACAUAUGACUGUUCUAACAUUUGUUUUUCUUACUGACACAAUGGCACUUUCGCAUAAAAUAUAAUAUAAUAAAAACAAUGAGAGGCAUACUAAUAUCAGUCCCUCUUGUCCCUCUUGAAAAUGCAACGUCCUUGUUUUUUUUUCUCUGUUAUUCGAUUUCUUCGAAUGAGUGUACACAAAAAAACACGAUCACACUAGCGAUUUUUUUUUCAGAAUCCUCAUGUUUUUUUUUAAUAAAAAUCUUCGUAUAUGUCACGAGAUUCUUCGUGGCUGAGCCAAGGAUCCAGGAAAGAAAAUGAAAGCGCAAAGGGAAAGUUCUCCUGGCAAAAGGACAUGUGUUGAUAUUAUCAUUCCGGUAUAAAUACCUCGUCAUUUGCGUGGCAGAAGCUAGAGGUUCGUAUAGUCACAGUCACACGUUUGCAGGGCGCAUUCGUAGUUUGCGCACUCGUGCAUUUGCAGUCGUGGACGAAGCUCUAUGAAGCGGGCACUGAGAGUUGUGUCCCUUCCACACUAUAUCGUUAAAAUCUCUUUCUCUCUCUCUUUCUCUCUUAUCGUACACGCGAACGAGAUUAUCCGCUCUUUUUAACGGACCUACGAAGACAGUCCUUUUUGUCCGAGAAACAGAGAGAAGUAAGUCCAAAAUCACAAGCUUUGUCGUAAGUUCCAAGUUCGUUUUUUUUUUACGUGUACUAAAACAAAAUAAAUUCCCGCGCGUGAAAUAAAUUCCAAAUUUUCACAUUAAUUAAAAAAAAUAAACAUUGUAAAACUACAUUACAAUCAAAAGAAACGUCGUAUUGUUAUGGAAACAAAUUAUUUUAUUUAAAACAGAGAACAUGGGAAAGAUGUG
This is a messenger RNA of Pseudomyrmex gracilis, 4573 nucleotides long. Its product is annotated as solute carrier family 25 member 38-like. The transcript is spliced from 7 exons. NCBI's taxonomy places the organism in Eukaryota, Metazoa, Arthropoda, Insecta, Hymenoptera, Formicidae. The coding region runs from base 1396 to 2286 and encodes 296 amino acids. Gene Ontology annotation, molecular function: glycine transmembrane transporter activity. Gene Ontology annotation, biological process: glycine import into mitochondrion. Gene Ontology annotation, cellular component: mitochondrial inner membrane; mitochondrion. The record is from RefSeq and is a predicted model, not a curated record.